ACAACGUGCCCACAAAAAUGUUGAAAGCGAAGCAGAAAACGGCAGUAAAACCACUUCCCGCUGCGGAUAGUGACACCGAUUCGCUGGAGGACGGUAGCAGCGCGGACGAGGAGUUCAUGUCCGACGAAGAGUUUCCAAUGUCCGAUGACGAUAACGGCGAAACGCGCGGCGAGGCCGAAGCCGAACCACAGGAGGCCACGAAAUGGGCCAAAGCAAUGGCGAAGUUUCUGCGGAAAAGCACCGACGCCAAAGUGCUGUCGAAAGCGGUCACGGACCGAGAGAAAGAGCGCCAGAAGGAGCAGACCAAAAAGUACAAGUUCGAUGUCGUUGGCGCAGACGGUCAAGUAAAGAAGGAACCGGUGGGCGAAAAACUGCAGAACGAAGAAAAACCGGACGAUCUCGUGUUGGCCCGACAAUUGCUGCGGCAGAAGGCGCUACUGAAGCGGGAACGACAAAAGGACAUCCUUGGGCUCCGCGUGCGACCCUCGGUGCACGAUUACGAGCGUGAGCGCUCCCUCCGAAAAGUGGCCACCAAGGGCACGGUGCAGCUUUUUAAUGCGGUGCGCAACCAGCAGAAGGACGUAAACCAAAAGCUAGAGGAAGCCGGCAAACUGGAGUACAAACGGGACAAGGUGCUGAAGAGCCUUAACAAGAAAGAAUUCCUUAACGCACUGAUGAACGGACCGCGCGCAAAGUCGGAGCUGGUAGACAAUCUGAUCAAGAAGGAAGAAUCCGAAGACAUCAAGUCGGAGAUCGAUUCCGACGAGGAGCCCAAAUCUACGUGGGGCGCGCUGCGGGCCGAUUUUCUGACGGGGAAAAAAUCCGGCUGGGACAAGGAGGACGGCGAAGAUGAUACGCGAACCCGGGACGAUCUGGACGAUGGUAUGGGAUCGGACUCGGAAUGA
This is a messenger RNA of Anopheles cruzii, 905 nucleotides long. RefSeq names its product RRP15-like protein. Gene Ontology annotation, cellular component: preribosome, large subunit precursor. Lineage: Eukaryota; Metazoa; Arthropoda; Insecta; Diptera; Culicidae. The coding region runs from base 18 to 905 and encodes 295 amino acids. The transcript has 2 exons. The record is from RefSeq and is a predicted model, not a curated record. Gene Ontology annotation, biological process: maturation of LSU-rRNA; maturation of 5.8S rRNA.